AUUAGCCAUAAUUAGUUCAAAAGAUAUAAAUUGUGACUGCAGAAUCCCAUUCAAACUAUGACGUUGGGUAUUGGGUAUCAUGGUAUCCUAAGUCGAUUGGUAUUAAUUUGUUGUAUAUUUUUAAAAUGUACAUUGUGACGCUGUUUUUCGUCCUGAUUUUGAAAUUGUCAGUCACCAAAACUUCUGGUAAGGUAAUUUACUUGCAGCUUGAUUUGUGUUUGACACGAUAUUUUAAAUCCUAAUUAGUUCACGAAAUGUCCUGCCAGUUGUCAGACAAAAGGGCAACUUUGGGGACCUGUGUAAAUGUAAAACAAUGCAGUGCGUACGUCAUUGGCCUCUUGAAAGUUGGACUGAACCCCACUGUUUGUAAGCUAAAGAAUGACCCAAACGCUGUUUGCUGUCCUACAGUGAAAAGGAUAAGUGAGCAAAAAUGCGAAGAAUUUACAAACGUGCUUCGACAACCGAUACCUAGAAAAUCAAAGAGUCGGAGAAAGCUGAUUCUACAGUCCAACCGUCCAUCAACACCCCCGAUAUUUCAGAACAUUACCACAAUAAAACCUGAUGAGAAUGACAUUAUUUGUCCAAUGUUUCUUCCCACAAGAAUUUCAGGGGGUAGAUCCGCAUUCAAAGAUGAAUAUCCCCAUCAAGUUGCACUGGGUUAUGGUUCAUUAAACAAUACUGCUUGGAGGUGUGGUGGGGUUCUGAUUAGCACCCAAUUCGUUUUGACCGCUGGUCACUGUGUCACCACGAAAUAUGGCCCCCCUGUGAGAGUAAUGGUGGGAGAUCGAGUACUGAGCACUCAGGAAAACCCCAAGAGACAAAUUAUGGAGGUCAAAGAAAUACAUGCUCAUCCAGAAUACAAACCCCUGUUGUUGUAUAAUGACUUGGCCCUUAUAAAAUUGACGUCGGAUGUAACUUUGAGCAGAUCUAUUAUACCAGCAUGCUUACCUCAGCCGCAGUAUCGCUUUGAUAAAAAGGGCACAGUCACAGUUACAGGAUUUGGACAACUCGGAGCAAUUGACGCCCAAAGUGACACCCUUCAAUCGGUAGAUCUGCAAAAGUUUUCAAUCACGGAAUGCUCAGAUACUUUCAUGAAUGACACUGCCAUCCGUUCUAGAUUAACGGAUGGAAUUCUGCCGUCCCAAUUUUGUGCUGGAGAUAAGGAAGGAAACAAGGACACCUGUCACGGUGACUCCGGUGGACCUGCAACUGUGACCAAAGACAACCCAUGCGUAUUUUAUGUUGUUGGAAUAACUUCAUUUGGAUCAAGCUUCUGUGGCUUUCAGCAACCUGGCGUUUACAGUAAUGUCCUCCGAUAUUUGGAGUGGAUAGAAAAUGCCGUGUGGCCAGUGACACCCACGGAUGACGUAGCAAAUGUGUCUCAUUCGACGAGUCCAGACGAAUCUACCCCACCCAUAACCCUCCUUCCAGUUACUCCAACAAUUUCAACAAUUGAGCAAACGUCGAAAAUGACUCCUCAUACACAGAGGCCGAAAAUAUCCAGCAAACCAAUGUUUUUAGUAGACACCGCAAAACCAUCUGAACAUCGUGCAAAAACAAGUGGGUUAACUUUAACUACGACCCCAAAACCAUCUACUCCCCGACCACCACCAGAGCAUGUUACAUCGAAACCAUCAAUAACGGUCCGUCCACAUUUGACAACCCGAACCAGAAGUACAACUGCUGCCACAAGUGAGGUUAUGACUUUGAAAAAGACUGACAGAACAACCCAAAAUCCGGAAUUAGUUGCAGCAGCAACCAUUGUCACCGGGUCAUCGCCAUUGUUAAAUAAAAUUUUGAAGUUUGGAAAGAAUAUAACAACGAAAAACACUACUGAAGAAGUUACGUCUGCUGUGAGCACAAUUUUAUCUUUGACUGAUGGCAUUUGACGACCGACAAACAUUGUUCCUCAACUUGAAUAAUAAUAUGUAUGUACGCAUAUAAUAAAUUUCUUAAUAUAGAUAGGCCUAUUAGUAAAUAGAAAAAUUCAUGUUUUUAUUUAUCGCAUAUGUGUAAUAUGCAGUAAUACAUAUUUAUAUUGCAAAUGAAUAUUUUUAUAUCAAACAUCUACACUAUUUGGAUUUAAAAAAUAUAAAUAUUGCGUUAUUUGCAUGCAAAAUGUAACAAACAAAAUUUUUGCAACAUGUGAAUACCAUUGUUCAUUGUCAACUAUCAUAUAUUUUAAAGCAAGGCAUUUGUAAUAAAUAGAUAUAGUUUCAGAGAAG
Molecule: messenger RNA, 2225 nt
Organism: Folsomia candida
Lineage: Eukaryota; Metazoa; Arthropoda; Collembola; Entomobryomorpha; Isotomidae
Product: serine protease snake-like
Exons: 11
Coding region: 255-1889 (544 amino acids)
Biological process (GO): proteolysis
Molecular function (GO): serine-type endopeptidase activity
Source: RefSeq, a predicted model, not a curated record